Messenger RNA from Papaver somniferum (opium poppy), 2325 nucleotides. Its product is annotated as ribosome biogenesis protein BMS1 homolog. Lineage: Eukaryota; Viridiplantae; Streptophyta; Magnoliopsida; Ranunculales; Papaveraceae. Gene Ontology annotation, cellular component: 90S preribosome; nucleus. The transcript is spliced from 12 exons. Gene Ontology annotation, biological process: maturation of SSU-rRNA from tricistronic rRNA transcript (SSU-rRNA, 5.8S rRNA, LSU-rRNA); ribosome biogenesis; endonucleolytic cleavage of tricistronic rRNA transcript (SSU-rRNA, 5.8S rRNA, LSU-rRNA). Bases 67 to 2226 code for a protein of 719 amino acids. The record is from RefSeq and is a predicted model, not a curated record. Gene Ontology annotation, molecular function: U3 snoRNA binding; GTP binding; GTPase activity.
UUCAUCUCCUCCCCAAUUAUAAACGUCUGCACCACCGCCGUGUGAGAGACUGUUAGGGUAUUGAAAAUGGCUUCUUCAUCUCUUAAUCAACAAGAAGAAGAUACAUAUGUCAAACACGGUUUGUCAUAUGUGAAGAUCUACAAGAACAAGAAGUGUGAUGAGGGUUUUACUAAUGAUCAUCACCAUAACAGUCCACAUCCACCUUCUAUUCAUCAUACCAGUGAAGAAGAACGACCUCCGUAUGUAAUUGUUGUUCACGGACCCCCCAAGGUUGGAAAAACCCUAUUAAUCAAGUGUUUAGAGGAUCACUUUAGCAGGAGAAAUGUGGCAGGCCCCAGUAGAUGUUUUUUAUUAGGUGACAAGAGACGGAUACAGUUUGUGGAGUGUCCCAAUAAUGUCAAUGGCAUGAUUGAUGCUGCAAAGUAUGCCGAUGCUGUGAUGUUCCUCAUUGAUGCGGGUUAUGGGUUUGAAAUGGAAACAUUCGAGUUCCUCGAACUCUUAAAAGUUCACGGCAUGCCCAAGGUUAUGGGGGUGCUUACAUAUCUUGAUAGCUUCAAGGAUGAAGAUGUGCUAGCAAAGACUCGGCAAAACCUCUUGGACCAGUUCCAGACUAACAUACACAAUGGAGCAAAAGCGUUCUGCUUAUCCGGUCGUCAUAAUGCGAUGUAUUUGGAGCACGAAAUUAGCGAGCUGGCAAGCUUCUUAUCGACAAUGGAAUUCCAUCCUUUGUCAUGGCGAGCUGCACGUCCUUAUAUGCUGGUAGAUCUUUUUGAAGAUGUCACUCCUCUUGAGAAAGUGCAAAUGGAUAAAGAAUGCCCAAGAGACAUUAUGUUGGAAGGAUACCUUCGAGGAUGUGACAUCGAGAAUGGAUCUAAGGUGCAUAUUGCUGGUGUUGGUGAUUUUCCUUUAGCUAGCGUUACAAGCUUAACUGAUCCUUUCGCGUUGCCGUCUGUUGAUACCAAUAAUCUGAAGACAAACACAGACGAGGUCAGCGAUUUUGACGAGCUUUCUAACAUGCAGAUCGAGUGCUUCAGAGCAGGGACAUAUUUAAGGUUUGAGUUCCAUGACGUUCCAUUUGAGAUGGUUAAAAAUCAUGAUCCCUGUCAGCCUAUUCUUGUUGGAGGCAUCACUGUUGAGGAAGCAAAAGUUGGAUAUAUGCAGGUGAAACUUGAGCCACAUAGUUGGCAUAUGAAGUUAUUGAAGUCAAAGGACCCUAUCAUUGUUUCAGUUGGUUGGAGGCGGUACCAGACAAGGCCUAUUUAUACGCUGGAAGAUUGCCAUGGCAGAAAUCGAGUGCUGAAAUACACCCUGGAAGACAUGCCCUGUCUUGCAACGUUUUGGGGCCCUCUUGCACCUACCGGUACUGAACUUGCUGUUGUACAAAGUCUGGCAGAUAACAAGGCUGCAUUUCGGAUUUUAGCAAAGGCUCCUGUUCUUGAAUUUAACCAUGACAUAAAGAUAGUGAAGAAGCGCAAGCGGAUAGGAACUCCAUAUAAGAUAUUCAAGAAAACUGCUCUUAUAAAGGAUAUGUUCACAUCGGAUCUCGAAAUUGCUAAUUUCAAGGAUGCAAAAAUUCAGACUGCACGAGGAAUAUCUGGGAUGGUUGAUAAGCCUGCGGGGAAAAGUCUUACUCAUGGACUAGAAGGGAUUGCAAAAUGCACAUUUAAGCAUAAAAUUCGCAAGCGUGAUACCGUUUUCAUGCAUGUAUAUGAACAAGUUGAGGUUCCUCGCUUCUUCAACCCAAUAAUGAGAGGUCCAGAACCACCUGACCGUAUUUGGCAUUCUGUUGUUGAUACUUAUGAGCUUACUCGAGCUAGUGAUCUCUGUGUGCCUGCUAACUUGGAAUCUUACUACAAGAGGGAAAUCAAUCCCUUCCAUACCAGGGAUCUCGAAUUCUAUUCGAGGUGGCCACGUUUGAUGGUGGCACUAAGGCGUGCGACUUCGGAGGAAGACAAGCUAUCUAUAAAGCGCCAGAUUGAAGACUUCGAGAUUGUGCGCGAUGAGAGACGGAGAGAAAGGGAAUUAGAGGCCACUGCUCCAAGGCGCCAGACGGUUGAACAAGUUCGUGCUGUGCGUUUUAUUGAGAAACCGAAGGAUACCGAGAAACGGUUGGCAUUGAUGUCAGACGAAUCGUUGAGGCACUUAAGUGAAGGCUUGGUAAAGAAAUUCAUAGAAUAUGAGAAACAAAAACAGAAAGAGAAAGAGAGGCAUCAACUAUUACAGUGAUCAUCUGUAUAGUAUAAUAAUGGAAUUAGGAUGGCUAGCUCUAACUUGUUGGUUGACAUCUCUUAUCAACACUGCUAUUAACCUAUGAUUUCGUUUAUA